Messenger RNA from Branchiostoma belcheri (Belcher's lancelet), 2864 nucleotides. Its product is annotated as eukaryotic translation initiation factor 5-like. NCBI's taxonomy places the organism in Eukaryota, Metazoa, Chordata, Leptocardii, Amphioxiformes, Branchiostomatidae. The record is from RefSeq and is a predicted model, not a curated record. Gene Ontology annotation, biological process: formation of translation preinitiation complex; translational initiation; formation of cytoplasmic translation initiation complex. Gene Ontology annotation, cellular component: cytosol. The transcript has 13 exons. Bases 411 to 1694 code for a protein of 427 amino acids. Gene Ontology annotation, molecular function: translation initiation factor activity; eukaryotic initiation factor eIF2 binding; GDP-dissociation inhibitor activity.
CUGUUCUCAACAUCCGGGGUAUUUUCUUGUUGCGACAUUUUGCUUUGACCACAGUCCGCGUGAGACGGUGGUAUACUGCGUGCAGCCAUCCCGGACGAAAUUCUGUUGCCACCCAACACCCUACCUGGGCACCACUUUGCUGUGUCUACCAUUGCUUUGCAACCGCAACCUUUGUAUAUGUCUUUGUUUUGUCGCAACGAGUUGUUGCUGAGGCCCUGGGCUAUUCUCAGUGACCCUACAGGACUCUCCUACAGUUCUCAACCAAUCAGGUGGGUCCAUCACAAGCACCCACGGGUUCCGCGGCCAAUAAGGUUUAUGCCUUGGACCAAGAACGAGCGCUUGAUAUGCAGUAGAAAGAGUCAUCUUAAGUGUGUUCGGUAUAAGAAUAAACACAACAGAAAUCAGCAGCCAUGGCACUCAAUGUCAACAGAGAAGUGCAAGACCAGUUCUAUCGCUACAAGAUGCCCCGCAUCAUAGCUAAGGUGGAAGGAAAAGGAAAUGGCAUCAAGACGGUGAUCCCCAACAUGACCGACGUUGCCAAGGCACUUAGCCGCCCAGCCACAUACACAACUAAGUUCUUUGGCUGUGAGCUUGGUGCGCAGACCCAAUUGGAUGUGAAGAACGAUCGCUACAUCGUGAACGGUGCCCAUGAUGCUACUAAGCUGCAAGACUUGCUUGAUAUCUUCAUCAAAAAGUUUGUACUCUGCCAAGAGUGCGACAACCCAGAAACUAACCUGAAAGUCUUUGUCAAGAAAGGCGUGAUUGCCCAGCACUGUAUCGCCUGUGGUUACACGGGCAUGCUUGACAUGACCCACAAGCUCACCACUUACAUUCUCAAGUACCCACCAGAUCAGACCAAGGCCAAGGACACCCCCAGCAAGACGGACUCCAAGCGCAAACGUGACAAGAAGGGGAAGCAGCAGCAGGAGAAUGGGACUGACGGCGGGUCGCCCACCUCACACAGCCCCCCUCCAGAUCAGGAGGACGAUGAUUGGGGUGAUGACGGUGACUGGUCUGUGGACACGAGUGCCGAGGCCGUGGCCGCGCGUAUGGAGCAGCUCCUGACUGACGGCGCCAAGGCCAUAACCCUGAACGACGACUUGGUCAAGACUGUUGAGGAACGUCUCAACCAGUUCUUCGAGUUCGUCAAGGCCAAGCGUGAUGCAGGUCAGAUUGAGGGGAAUGACAAGGAGAUCUUUGCCGAGGCGGAGCGCCUUGAUGUGCACGAGAAGGGCAUCCUCGUGCUGUGUGAGCUGCUGCUCGACGACAAGAUGGUCACCCAGCUCAAGAAGUACCAGAAAAUUUUCCUCCGGUUCUGCUACGAGAGCCCUAAAACCCAGAAGAACCUGCUGGGAGGGUUCGAGCAGCUGGUGAACCUUCACAAGGAGGCCCUGCUGCCCAAGGUGCCCGUCCUGCUGAAGACCAUGUACGACCUGGACCUGGUGGACGAGGAGGUCAUCCUGCAGUGGGGAGACAAGGUUUCUAAGAAGUACGUGUCCAAGGAGCUGUCCCAGCAGAUCCACGACAAGGCCGCUCCAGUCAUCACCUGGCUGAAGGAGGCUGAGGAGGAGACCAGUGAAGAUGAGGAUGAGGUGGAGGUUGUGUAUGACAACAAGGCCACUGAGCUGAAAACCGAGAAGGUGCCCACCAACAACCAGGAGGAAGAGGAUGACCUGGACAUUGAUGCCAUCUAGAGACGUUGUACGGAACUGCAUUCUCAUACUACUGUUUCUACACAAAAACUGGCUGUAGACCAAACGUUUUAGUAACAUGAGGUAUUCAGUAUUACAGCCAUGACUAUAGACAUUGUCGAAAUCAAAUAUAUAGACUUACUUAACAGCUGUAUCAAGGUUAAAGCUGUUGGAUGGAAGUUCCACUGCUUAUACUGACUGAAGAACUUGGACAGCUCUCUUCAUUCACAUCCAAAUAACAAAGUUACAGCUUGAGAUUAUCAUAUCUCGCAGUUAGUAGACAGGGCAGCUCUUGGUGUUUAUCAUAAGCUCAGCUACUUCAUAUAAUAGGUAAGAAUUACACAAAUAAGCUUCAUAGUUGCUGGACCCCCUUCACUAAUGUGGGGGACAUUUGAUUCUCAAUGUUUGCUCACUAUUUGCUUAUUGAAAUUUUUGAACACAAAUGGAGAAAAAUGCUGAGAUGUCCACUACUGGGCACAGUCCACAGAGGCUAAUGUUGAAACUGCAUGAUAAACUGCCUGUAUGAUUCAAAUACAGCAAGGGUGUCAUUUUAUGAUUGUUGAAUACAGCUUGGAGAACUCUUCCUAUCAGCAGUCGUAAACAGUAUCAGGUAAUGCCAAUUACAUUGACUGUAGAUCAGGAUAAGAUACCAUUCUUUGUUGGAGGCAUCUAAAGUAGUAUCCAACAGGUAGUGAUAACCAAUCAAUGAAGUCUGUUAUGUGGCUUUGUACAUGCAGUACACCUUGCCAUGCUGUACACAAGUUAACCUGCUUGGAAAAAAACACCCGGAAAUUUAUGAACAUAGAAUAGCAUUGAGUGUAAGCAAGCUUGUCUGCACCUGAACCCUUCACUGAGAAAAAUCCUGGAGUUGCAAAUUACUUGGACAAAAAAGUAGAUUGUCAAUAACUUGCAUUACUUAUGACAGAAGAUUGAGCAUUCCUCUGGGCUUGUCGUUCCACUUGACUUGAGAAGGUACCAUGUCGCUGUAAAGCUCAGCAUUUAUUAAUAUGUGAAUCUGUAUAUUACAUGUUUUAAGUGUUUAGUGCUGUUCAAUGUAGUGGAAAUGUCUGUCCAAGAGAAAAUAUUGUUGGAGUGCUUUAAAGUUUGGUUUAGGUAUGUGUUCAGAGGAAGUAUUCUUGAAUCAGUGGAAAUAAAUAGUGCUGUGCUAUCAGA